Messenger RNA from Musa acuminata subsp. malaccensis (wild Malaysian banana), 2206 nucleotides. RefSeq lists its product as uncharacterized. The record is from RefSeq and is a predicted model, not a curated record. Lineage: Eukaryota; Viridiplantae; Streptophyta; Magnoliopsida; Zingiberales; Musaceae.
AUGUUUCUGUAUGCUUCCUAAUUGAGACAGUGGUGUUAUACAUCACUCAGACCAGCUCCACUGUCUCUUCUUAUCUUCUCAGUCCUUCCCCUGCCUCAGCUAAUUCAACACAGGAAAUCUAUAGCGAUUAUACCAACUCUUGGAUCCAUGGCCUCCGAAGCUUCUGUGGCAGAUCAAACAGUUACUGAGAUUGAGACUACUGCUCCCGAGGAUCUAAAAGGGAAAGACAAAGAUGAAAAGCGGACCGAGUGUCAUGUGUCUGAUGAUGCAAGUAAUGCUGAUGAGCCGAGUCUUUCAAAGCCUGACGAUCUAAAAGGAAAAGAUGAAGAGGAAAAGCAGAUUGAGACUAUUGUUUCUGAUGUUAUAAGUAAUGCUGAUGAUGCGAGUCUCCCAAAGCCCGAGGAUCCAAAACAAGAAGUCGAAGAGGAAAAGAUCAUAGUGGAGGAUUCUUCAAGUGUUGAAGCACCUACAUCUGGACCAGAAGAAAAUCUAAAGCAAAAAGAAGAGGGCUCUGUGAUUGAGGAGGUGAAGGAAGAAGCAGUCGAUAAGUCUGUUUCUGAACCACCAGUUGAAGCUGAAGAGAAGGAAAUAGUAGUGGACAAAACUGAUGCACCUAAUACUCCUGAGCUGCCAAAUGAACCAGUGGAGCAACCAGCAGAGGUCUUGGAAGCAUCUGUCGUGGAAGAUUCAGUUGAUAAGAUCAAAGAGUCUGAACAAACAGAAAUCAUGACCGCAGAAGCAAAGAGUGCCGACGAAUCCUCAAAAGUCACUGUGGUACCUGUUUCUCCAGAAGUAACAGAUGACAAGCCUGUGGAACAACCAACUACUGUAUGCCUGGUCCAGGAACCAACUCUUGAUGCCAAUGUGAACCUCAAUUCUGAUGAAACAGCAGAAAAGCCUCGAGAUGAAGAACCUUUGUCUGAUGGGAUGGAGGUCAGUCCUGAGUCAUCUAAGGAAGAAAUUGCUCGAAAUGAAACUUCACCAUCCAUUACUGAAGAUCUAACUACGAAGGUUCAUGAAACUGUUGAAACUGAAAGUUCAGAAGCAAUUGCUGUAGUUCCUCCUGUGGAUGAGCCCAAAGAAGCUGAAGAAGAAACUAUUGUUGCUGAACUUCCUAGUGAUUCUGGUGCCAAGGAAUCUGCGGGAGAAGAAAGAGUGUCAGCCACAAGUGUCAUAGAAGUUUCUGAUACCAUCCCGGCAACUGAAGUUGCUGAAUGUGCAGUUGAGCCAGAAGUCGAUGUUAAGAAAGAGACGAAAGGAAGCACUAUAGAUGUCGAUAAAACAACCUUAGGCGAGACAAUCCAAACAAUUGUUGAAAGUGAAGUGACUGGAAUCUCUGAAGAAGUAAAGAUUAAUCAGAUGAAGAAUGAGAGUUUGGAAAGUGAAAAGUUGACUGUGGCUGAAGCAUCUCGAGACAUCAACUUAGUUGGAGCUGAAAACAACAACAAGGCAUCUCGUAACGAUCCAGAAUGUGAUUCUAAAGAGUUAGAAAGUUCAGAAGACAAAAAACAAGAGACCGAAAAGGUUGUUGAUCAGUGCUCAGCUGAAACCACCAAAGACAGUGGUGAUACAAAAGUAGAAGAAGAGGCUCGGAAGACAGAUGUUCCCAGUAAGAAAUCUUCUAAAAGCCAGGGGAACAACAUAAUAUCAAAGGUGAAGAAAUCAAUUGUCAAGGUAAAGAAGGCAAUCAUAGGGAAGUCACCAAGUUCGAAGGCCAUGACACCUGAAGGAGAUGACGAGAUGAAAGCAAAGUAGAGUCGAUGGAGAGUGCACAAAGAUGGAAUCAUGGAUUUGAGUGUCAUACUAUCAUGUCUUCUUUUUUUGGCUGUUUUCUUUAUGCAUAUAAGUUGUCUAAGGAUGUUCUGCAAUCUGCCCAUGCAAAUGUGCCUGCUAAAUGUUGCGAGAAGCUAGUAUUCAUGCAUAUGGAAGAUAAGAUGGUGGAGAAACUUCUGCUAGGGGAAUUCAUCGAGUUUCUGAUGUGCAGCCGUGAAGAUUAGAUGGAUCAUCCCCUAUUUUGUUCUUGGUGAUCUUCAUUGGCAUCCUUGUCGUGCUGUGUCAUAGUCUUGGAAGUGUUCAUAUAAUUGUCAAGACAUUCGUUUGGUCUGUCAUGUGCAUAGUUACAUUAUGUAUCAUAGUGUUGUGAUGUUCAUUGCUGGUUGGUUUGUAAGUUGGUACUAUAUAAUAAUAUUAUUCUUUAUUAGCAGUA